UGCAGCACCGGGGGGAGGAGGCUGGCGGAGGAGGGGAGGAGGACCGCAGCGUGCAAGCCGGGAGCCACUUUCCCGCCCCUCCUCUAGCCGCCGACACGCUCAGAGGAGUCACCACUCCGCGCGCUGCAGGAGAGAGUGGCAGACGGAGGCAGCCCGGGGAAGCGAGCCGGAGCGGCGCCCGCACGGAGGCGGCUGCAGUGCUGACACCACUCAGAGCAAGGGUCUCCGACGGCUGGAGCGGUGAGUCGGGGCGGCGAGGCGGGCAUCCGCGGGGAGACUUUCCCCCACUGCUGGAUUUCUCUUCCCGACUGGUGGCCGGGCGCUGCAGCCUGGGGAAGUUUUUGCUGCCUUUCAGAAGCGCAACUUUGCCCCGACUGCCCCCGGAGAAGCGGCUGCAGGUGCCCGCUGCUGGUUCUGUUUUGAACCCAAAGUGGAUGAUGCCAUCAGAGCCGAACCACUGAACAAAGUCUGUGAAAACUUCCCAUCUUCUAAUUGACCAUCAAUUAAGAGAAGAUGGAAGACUCUUACAAGGAUAGGACUUCACUGAUGAAGGGCGCCAAGGACAUUGCCAGAGAGGUGAAGAAACAAACAGUAAAGAAGGUGAAUCAAGCUGUGGACCGAGCCCAGGAUGAAUACACCCAGAGGUCCUACAGUCGGUUCCAAGAUGAGGAAGACGAUGAUGACUACUACCCGGCUGGAGAAACCUAUGAUGGAGAGGCCAAUGAUGAUGAAGGCUCAAGUGAAGCCACUGAGGGGCAUGAUGAAGAUGAUGAGAUCUAUGAGGGGGAGUAUCAGGGCAUCCCCAGUAUGAACCAAGCGAAGGACAGCAUUGUGUCAGUGGGGCAGCCCAAGGGAGAUGAGUACAAGGACCGGCGGGAGCUGGAAUCAGAAAGGAGAGCUGACGAGGAAGAGCUAGCCCAGCAGUAUGAGCUGAUAAUCCAAGAAUGUGGUCAUGGUCGUUUUCAGUGGGCCCUUUUCUUCGUCCUGGGCAUGGCUCUUAUGGCAGAUGGUGUAGAGGUGUUUGUCGUUGGCUUCGUGUUACCCAGUGCUGAGACAGACCUCUGCAUCCCAAAUUCAGGAUCUGGAUGGCUAGGCAGCAUAGUGUACCUCGGGAUGAUGGUAGGGGCGUUCUUCUGGGGAGGACUGGCAGACAAAGUGGGAAGGAAACAGUCUCUUCUGAUUUGCAUGUCUGUCAACGGAUUCUUUGCCUUCCUUUCUUCAUUUGUCCAAGGUUAUGGCUUCUUUCUCUUCUGUCGCUUACUUUCUGGAUUCGGGAUUGGAGGAGCCAUACCCACUGUGUUCUCAUACUUUGCUGAAGUGCUGGCCCGGGAGAAGCGGGGCGAACACCUGAGCUGGCUCUGCAUGUUCUGGAUGAUCGGUGGCAUCUAUGCCUCUGCCAUGGCCUGGGCCAUCAUCCCGCACUAUGGGUGGAGCUUCAGCAUGGGAUCAGCCUACCAGUUUCACAGUUGGCGUGUGUUUGUCAUCGUCUGUGCACUCCCCUGUGUCUCCUCCGUGGUGGCCCUCACGUUCAUGCCUGAAAGCCCACGAUUCUUGUUGGAGGUAAAAGCAACAGAGAGCUCGGGCAUGCCUGUGAUCACGUCCAGCACAGAUAUCUUGGUUAAAGUACAAGGACAUAGAAUGUUCUACGUGCCUGUAAACAAAAUAAAAACUCCGAAACAAAUAGAUGAGCUGAUUGAAAUUGAAAGUGACACAGGAACAUGGUAUAGGAGGUGUUUUGUUCGGAUCCGCACGGAGCUGUACGGAAUUUGGUUGACAUUUAUGAGAUGCUUCAGCUACCCAGUCAGGGAUAAUACAAUAAAGCUUACAAUUGUUUGGUUCACGUUGUCCUUUGGGUACUAUGGAUUAUCUGUUUGGUUCCCUGAUGUCAUUAAACAUCUGCAAUCCGAUGAAUAUGCAUUGCUAACCAGAAAUGUGCAGAGAGAUAAAUAUGCAAAUUUCAGUAUUAACUUUACAAUGGAAAAUCAGAUUCAUACUGGAAUGGAAUACGACAAUGGAAGAUUUGUAGGGGUCAAGUUCAAAUCUGUAACUUUCAAAGACUCCAUUUUUAAGUCCUGCACCUUUGAGGAUGUGACUUCACUCAACACCUACUUCAAGAACUGCACGUUUAUUGAUACUGUUUUUGACAACACAGAUUUUGAGCCAUAUAAAUUCAUUGACAGUGAAUUUAAAAACUGCUCAUUUUUUCACAACAAGACGGGAUGUCAAAUUACCUUUGAUGAUGACUACAGUGCCUACUGGAUUUAUUUUGUCAACUUUCUGGGGACAUUGGCAGUAUUGCCAGGGAACAUUGUGUCAGCUCUCCUGAUGGACAGAAUUGGGCGCUUAACAAUGCUAGGUGGCUCUAUGGUGCUUUCGGGGAUCAGCUGUUUCUUCCUUUGGUUCGGCACCAGUGAAUCCAUGAUGAUAGGCAUGCUGUGUCUGUACAAUGGAUUGACCAUCUCGGCCUGGAACUCGCUUGAUGUGGUCACCGUGGAACUGUACCCCACAGACCGGAGGGCAACAGGCUUCGGCUUCUUAAAUGCGCUAUGCAAGGCAGCAGCCGUGCUGGGAAACUUAAUAUUUGGCUCUCUGGUCGGCAUCACCAAAGCAAUCCCCAUCCUGCUGGCUUCUACUGUGCUCGUGUGUGGAGGACUCGUGGGGCUGCGCCUGCCUGACACACGAACCCAGGUUCUGAUGUAAUGGGGAACAAAGCCAUCCUUCCUGUGUUUCUUCUUCCUGCUCUGGGUCAAUUCUCCUUCCUGACUCAAGGCUUCAGAGUUUUCCUAUAUAGAAAGGUGAUCAAGUAUCAGAACAUAAACACACGCUGUGACUUAAAAUUUAGAAGCAUAUCAUCUUGUCCCUUUGUGAUUUUGCACAAUUUUUUUUGGUUUUGUUUUUUUAACACAUUGUUAUCUUUCUGACCUGUGAUGCUACUGCCUCCCCCAAAUCAGUGGAAGCAUUUCUAGAAUGCCGUAGGCAGCCAGGCUUCCCUGGGGUUCUGUUCAUGGAAAGCUUAGAAGCCAGAAGACUGGGCUGGUGUAGGGAAUAGAUCCUGCUCCUAAUUUAACAUUAACAGGAAAUAUAAGCCGGCACAUUAUUGCAUUUGUGCUGAGGAGAGGGAUUCUUUUUUUUUUUUUUUUUCUAACAGAGUGAUAUUUCCUGUUUACUUAGAAAAGGAUACCCAGUAAUUCUCGCUGUUAUAGCAAAGCCUUUCAAAGAAAACCACGUGGUACCAAACAGGGCUGGGUGGGGCCCUUUGGGGCAAGACAGUUAAGGUGACUCUGCUGACAAGAAAAAUAAGAGCUGUGCAAUUAGCAGCAAAAAUCAGAUUGAGCUGCAUAAGCAAGAUUUCUGUCAGAAAGCCCAAUUAAACCUCUGGAGAGUGUGAGGAAAAAGGACCAAUGACAGUGUAUGUGAUUGUGGCAGUGGUUCAAAAUGGUUGAAAAUCAGAGAUCAGAGCGAGAGCUUCUGCCCCCACUGACCACUCCCACCCCUUCAGCCCGCCCUUGGUCUUGCCAGACAGCAGAUUCAAAGAAAGAAAGCUGCUUCUUAAAAACUGUCUGCCUACUUGGUUCUGCCACUUACCCACACUGUCUCUAGUCUAGAGAUUGCCAGUGGAUAGCUAAAUUGUCAAUUGCAAAUUAGGAAGAAAUUCACACUUAGAGCCAUUUGGCAAUACAAAAUGGUACCUCUUUCUGGUACCUCUUUCCUGUGGGACUGGUCCCCUAGGACCCCCAUCCCACCUGCCCCGCACUUGGCACUCAGCUUCCCAGCUGGUAUCACCAAAGAGAGUCUGUCCCUCUAGCUUCCCUAGGGCUGACCCCCUGCUCAGUGCACGCCUGGCUCCCUGUAAAAUCACAGCCCGCCUGUACUCCUGAGGGGCCUCUCACAGACAGUCCAUCUCCCUGUGGUUGUUUGGCUGCUCAUUUUACCUCUGGAAUCUGCCUGGGCUUGGAAAAAGAGGUCAGCCAGGACAUUCCCACGGGCCAGCUGUCGGCUACACGACCUUCUCGCCCCUCCGGCUCCCCUUCCCCCAGGCUUGUCCUUUUUACACAUCUUUGAAAUCUGAAGCCUCCUUGUAGACUUGCAGCCAAUGACCAGAAGCCAGGAAUAAAUCCCAUAUUUAAACAAUAUUCCUUUUUUAACUGCCUUGUUAGAGGGUUAUCCUUGUUACUUAUUAUAGGCAUUUUCAGAGGAGCCACAGCUGGGGUGGGGGGGCCUCUAGGAAGGGAAAGCUUUUGUUUCCGCUAAUCAUUAUAUUCAGAGAUGUCCUAACUCCCCUGAGGCCCCCCUGCCUCCCCCUCCCCUUCCUAAUGAUCCCUGUAGAGCUCAGACUAAGUGAAAAGCUUCUUUCAUUAACAUAAGCCAUUAAUCUACUUCCCGGUGAAGUAAUUCAGAUCUGCAGAGGGGAACAGACUGGUGUUGGGGACAGUGGGAAGAGGGUGGUUCCCUGGGGACCUGUGAUCAGGGCUAUAACAUCAGGAAAACCCAAACCAAAAACUUCAAAGGUGUCUAGAAGA
Molecule: messenger RNA, 4520 nt
Organism: Cebus imitator (Panamanian white-faced capuchin)
Lineage: Eukaryota; Metazoa; Chordata; Mammalia; Primates; Cebidae
Gene: SV2C
Product: synaptic vesicle glycoprotein 2C
Exons: 13
Coding region: 514-2700 (728 amino acids)
Biological process (GO): chemical synaptic transmission; transmembrane transport
Cellular component (GO): membrane
Molecular function (GO): transmembrane transporter activity
Source: RefSeq, a predicted model, not a curated record